AUGAACGACGCAGUACCAAGAUUCGCGCAGAUAAAAGAGUAUUUGAGUCUGCAGAGCCGCGAUCCAAUCCAUGGGGUCGAAGCCUACGCACGUGUACAGCUUGCAGAUGCAGCAGCGAUCGGAAAUUCUCCUUGGAACCUUGAUCAUAACAAUGUACUUCUGCGGUGUAACGAGGUCUAUCGCAGGAGACAACCACAAAGGGCUCGGACGGCCCAAGGCAGAAUUAUCAAGGGCACCGGCUUCUGUGUACCAGACUCCAUAGAGUCUCAGCAGGACCAGAACUCAGCAAGAGCACGAUCCGGACCUUUCUCAGCCAAAGCAACACUCCCCCUUUAG
This is a messenger RNA of Letharia columbiana, 336 nucleotides long. RefSeq lists its product as uncharacterized. The coding region runs from base 1 to 336 and encodes 111 amino acids. NCBI's taxonomy places the organism in Eukaryota, Fungi, Ascomycota, Lecanoromycetes, Lecanorales, Parmeliaceae. The transcript is spliced from 2 exons. The record is from RefSeq and is a predicted model, not a curated record.